Messenger RNA from Pseudopodoces humilis (Tibetan ground-tit), 8739 nucleotides. It is a transcript of the gene ST8SIA6, whose product is annotated as ST8 alpha-N-acetyl-neuraminide alpha-2,8-sialyltransferase 6. Gene Ontology annotation, molecular function: alpha-N-acetylneuraminate alpha-2,8-sialyltransferase activity. Gene Ontology annotation, biological process: oligosaccharide metabolic process; N-glycan processing. Lineage: Eukaryota; Metazoa; Chordata; Aves; Passeriformes; Paridae. The record is from RefSeq and is a predicted model, not a curated record.
GCGCCGCCGCUGAGCGCACCAUGCGGGCUGUCAUCGCCUUGGCCGCGGCGCUGGGCAGCCUGCUGCUCGGAGGCUGUCUCCUGCGCCUGGGCGGCCAGCAGCCCCUCCGCGCCAGGGGCUGGGAGGAGGAGGCAGGAGUAGCGGCUGUCACGCCGAAAGUGGUGCGAGCCCUCAGGUCUCCCCUGACGCCCCUUCCUCACACCGAGAACAGGUACGGGCUGGCCGCUCGCAGAACAACUCUUAAUAAAAAUGGAAUUUACCAGUUUGAACAGGCUUCAAAAUGUAAGGCAAUUCAGGACAACAUUUUGUCAUCAUCUAUCAAGAAGAAAAGAUACUCAGAAGAUUAUUAUCUUCACAUAGUCACAAAACUGCAGAACUGCACCUGGAUAAGGAAACCAGAAGAAUCUACAAAAUUCAGGUCAGAAUUAGCUUCCUGCUGUGAUGCAGUUCACAAUUUUAUUGCUUCUCAAAACAACAGCCCACUGGGAAGUAACAUGAGUUACGAAGUGGACAGUAAAAAGACUAUCCUCAUUACAGAGGACAUUUUUAAGAUGCUGCCUGUGUCCUCUCCUCUUUCAGUCUAUCCCUUCAAGAACUGUGCUGUGGUUGGAAAUGGAGGCAUUCUGAAAAAUUCCAGCUGUGGAGCUGAAAUCGAUAGCUCUGACUUUGUUUUCAGGUGUAACCUCCCUCCAACCACAGGAAACAUUAGCAAAGAUGUUGGCAAUAAAACAAACCUUGUGACUGUUAAUCCGAGUAUCAUAGCUCAGAAAUACAACAAGCUAAAUGAAAAGAAGACAGAAUUUCUGGAAAACAUUGCGGCCUAUGGAGAUGCUUUUCUUUUACUGCCAGCAUUUUCCUUUAGAAGCAACACAGCCACUUCUUUUAAAGUAUACCACACUCUGAAAGAGUUCAAAGCAACCCAAAGGGCAAUAUUUUUUCACCCCUCUUAUCUGAAAAGUCUUGCCCAGUUCUGGAGAACUAAGGGUGUGAAAGCCUACCGGUUGUCAUCUGGUUUUAUGAUCACUAGUGCUGCUCUUGAGCUGUGUGAGAAUGUGAAGCUCUAUGGUUUCUGGCCUUUCUCAAAAUCCAUAGAGAAGAUGCCAAUCAGCCAUCACUAUUAUGACAACCAGCUGCCUAAACCGGGUUUCCAUGCAAUGCCCAAAGAAUACAACCAGAUCCUUCAGCUUCAUGGCAAAGGCGUUUUGAAGUUGCAGUUUGGUAAAUGUGAAUCAGACUAAAAAGGGUGAUGAUCCUAAGGAGGCAAUUUGUGUGUAUCUCAGCAGUUCGGUGUUGGAUUUGCUCUGAUGUGAUUUUGUGAGCAUUAAACUGCAUUAUUACAAUAGAAAAAUAUUUUACACUUGGGGGGGAAAAGGGAGUGAUUUUUUCACACAGUGACUGCUGCAUUUACAAAUUUUGAGUAAUCAUUUUUUAAAAUACAAAGUAACAAUAAUUUGGAAAAUUCUGAAACUCCUUACUGCUGGUUUAAUGGUAGCAAAGCACAAUCUCAGGAUGGUGGCAAUAUGUGACAUUCAUCAUGUUUUGCUUCUUAGAGGAUCAUUAAAAUAUUUUGACAUAAGUUCUCUGGUUUUGUUGAUAUCACAUAGUAUAGGCAAUAGUCUCUGUAUGGUGGCUGCAUGAGUUGGCAGUGAAUGUUUUCAAUUAAGAACUUCAUCCUGUAAAUACUGGCAUUUGUCUACAUGAGAGAAGUGAUGAGAAGAGCUGCAGAGGAGUAAUAAAUUCAGAGCCAUGUCUUUCUUAGUUUGACCCAGGGUGCACAGAUGAGAAAAUCCCUCAGGUCAGAGGUAGUUAAGUGGUUUAUGGGCUUUCAUUUUGUGGGUAGUAAGUAGUGCUGUGGAUUUAACAAGCUUUCAUUUUGUGAGCAAUAGAUGAUGCUGUGGAUUUGAUGGGAUCACUCAUAUGAGUGAUGUUAAUUCUAAGAAAAAGUGUAUGAAGGACCAGGGCUUUAUAAUUAUUUAUAAACCACUCUGCUUGCUUGUGUUCCUGUAUAAGGUCCAGUUCAGCUCCAAAUGAGAACCGUGAACCUGGUUUCACACUACAAUCCCCAGAGCAUGACUUUGCACACAUUCUUGCUAUUGCAGCUCUGUGUCUUGUUUGAUACAUGAGAUGGAAUUUCCAUUAGAAAGAUGAUGGGUACCAAGCCUAUAAUUAAAUUUCUUUUCAUGUAGUAUAGCUUGUAUUCAUGUUACUACAGAUAAUGAAACUGCACUAAACAUUAUUAGAAGGAUGAUCCUUUUACCAUCAACCCCAAGCUCUUCUAUGCCAGGAUGUAUGAGAAAGCCAACUACAUUCCCCUAAUUUAUAACCUGUGUAGUUCUUUAAGUUUUCCAUAUGGUCCAAGAAUACGUAUGGAGCAACACCCAGCAGCAAGAGAAAGUGAAAUAUCAGCCCAGAGGAAAGAAUCCCUUUAACUUUUACAGGAGCUUUGACAAGCAGUUGUACCGUAGCUUUUACUGUUCUACUGCAGAAAAAAACCCCAACCAAGCAAGCAAUCAAAAUUUAAAAAUUGUAAUAACCAGUUUCUGUUAAGAGUUCCACUGAUUCUUUUGAGAAUCCUUUGAAUGGUCAGUUCGAAGACAGAGUGUCCUUCUUCUACAGUCAGAUACUAUCAGGUAUUUUGUUUAGUACAAUUCCUUUUGCUACGGCAGCAUUAAAUCCCAAGUCAACUGAUUUAAAGAGCAUUCAGUAUUCCACUCUUCCAGGAUUAUAUCUGAAAAAAAAAUUCCCACUUAAAUGAAUUGGACCUUAUGAAAUAAGGUUCAGAAAAGCCUUUUAAAUAUAUAUUUCAUAAGAGCAUUACUGUAUUGUAAUAUUUGAAAGCUUACCUUGAAGCAGUUUUAUAAUCACAUAAACACUCCUGGAAGUAUUAGAAUCAAUCAUUAUGGUUACAGGUCUGUUGAUUGAGCAUCUGGAUCCAUUUCCAAGAUAAUGAUUUCAGAAUCCAAUAUUCCUCCUACCCAAGUAGAAGUGUCCAUAAAUUCUGAUUACAGCUAUCAGCAAUAAAGUACAUUUUUUGAAAAUAAGGGGUUUUAAAAAAUACGUAGUGCUUUGGGGAAAUAACUGAUGCCACUAGUACACAUGAGGACCUCUGAGAGUCAGUAGAGCCUUUAACAGAAACAAAGGCAGCAGAAUUGAGCUGAUGAGUCCAUCUGCAUUACCAGCUGGUAACUGGAAGAGGGGAGCACAGGGGUUUUAUUUAUUCUGAUCCGUUCCAGUUCCAGCACCACAAUCCACAUUUUUUCUUUCCCAGCAAUGAAAUUUUUGCCAUUUUCUGGCCACAGGCAUCUAUUGCUCAUGUGCAGAGAGCUGGCUGCUUGCAAGAACCUGCACCCAUGUUACAAGUGUUAUAGAUGGUUGCCUACUGCAAUAUCCUAGCUAUAGAUCAAAGAUAAAUUUGCUCCCAAAAGACCAUCUCCUCUGCUAUAAAUCACUCACAUGGAGUGUUUUUAGUAGAAGCUGUGCAAAGUGAUGUAGUUGUCCUUUGGGUGAGGCAAACAGCUGAGGUUGAGAACCUUGCUGCAUUUCAUCCAGACAGACAAAGGCCACCUGUGUUCAUGUAAGGACUGUAACUUAUUCCAGGCUAGUGAAGAGCAGUGAGGUGUUCUUGGCCGUGUAGCAGCUACAUGGUUUGUCUUGGGGAAAAUUCAUGCAUCUUUUACAGGUUUUUACAUUGCAUCCAGAACAAUUGCAAGUGCUCUGCGCACACAGAGAUAAUGUAAGAUCAUUCAUUGCUCAGACUAAAUUCAGUUAACUACUCAGCAUGAGUAAAGGGGAAAAACCUGAUUGUGUGAAGUAGAAGAUGGGGAGAGGAGAAAAUGUAAUUUAUCUGCGGGGAAGAAGCCACUUUUUUUCAAAAGCAUUUGCUAAUUAGUACCAUGUUGCACUUAGUGAAUAAGUAUAAAUAGUGUACCAUGACACACCACAAAGAGCUGAAGUUACUCUGUAUUGGAACUAUUUCUGUGCAGCUACAUGAUUUGAAACACAUAUGUAUUAGUAACUGGGAAGACCAUCAGAAUACAUUUUAAGAGAUGUUUGUCCAAAAAGAGAAAGUCUAUUCUGGCUUCCUUGAUGAAAAGAGGUCUUAACUGAAGGAAUGUGAUGUAGCACUCACAACUGAGAGCAAGUGGAAAUUUCUGUAGUAUGGGCAGCCACUGACUUUUUAGCACUGUUUCCACAAAGUUUAAACUUGCCAAUGACUUGAAGACCUGAUCUUCCAUGCUCUCAAGGCUCUCAGUGGUUUAUGGAACACUGGGCUGAUAAGAAAUUCUUGAAGGAACUGUUGACCUUUCCUACCCUUUCCUACAACUGCUCUUAACUCUGUAUAGAAUAAAAAUAUACUCUGUUAGACUUUAGAUUGAGAUCCUCAGGCCUUGCUCCAGACAUGAAGUUAGUAUGAGAUGUUAGUUGCAUCCACUUCACUCUAUAGAAGGGCAGACAUUGUACUCAGCCUUAUUAUAGCUACUGGUGCUGCAUGCGGGGUGGCUGGUUAAUUCGGGUGCAGGCUGGGCAAGUUAGUAGUGGCAUUUCUGCACCACAGGGUACCAUCAGAUUGCUCAAGACUAGCUGAAGUACACUCACUGUGGGAAAUGAUGUUUUCUUGGUUAGCUGAGUACAUUAUUUCUAGUUUAUUUAAGACAUUUGCCAGGUUAAUAAUAGUAAAUGGAUUUUAUACCUAGCUGGAAAUGUUUAUGACACUGUUGCACGACUGAGUCUACAUCAGUUUGGAUUAAGGAUUCUUGACCUAAGGUUAGUAAGGACCUUUCAAUUCCCUCUAUUUCACAUCAGAAAUAUUAAUUUUUAAGAUUUGUGGGCCUCCAAUGCUGUCACAUGCUGUGGAAUGAAUAUUGAGAUUAAAUAGUUUUCUAAAGAUAGAAACACUGACAGUGUGCUAAUAUUUCCACUGUACCUUUUCAGAAGCUGACAGUGUCCUUGCACAACUGCAUCACAGCAUCAUUAGAUUAAAGCCUGCCUUUUAUUCCUUUUUCUCCUCGGAAUCUCUAAUGUUGCAUCCUCCUUCAGGAUCCAGUGCUGUCUUGAGUUGGUUGUCUUUACCCUGUGGAGUGUUACGCAGCCCUUUUUAGUGUCUGUUAGGGAGUUUGUAUGACUGUGAAUCAAACACUGCUAUGCUUGCAGCAUAAUAAAACAUUCUGUAAAUGACUGGGUUUACACCUGAAGGAAGGCAGCUUGGUGUGAUAUUCACAUUGCCUAACUGGAGCUGCUAAAGUUGGUCUGUAGCUGCAUGGUGACUUAAGCUGGAAUGGCUGCAAGGUCCAUUCCCCGUUCUCAUGCUGCACCUCUCCCUUCAUGCUGUGUCUGACCAAGCUGUUUUGGCACCCUGAGAUGGCAAAACCCUACCAUGGCAACAGAACAAGAAAAUUGGUUCAUGCCAAGAGACAGGGGAAUUUCAGAGUCAAAGCAAAGGAGGGGGUAAGACCACUCGGGUGGAAUUGUAGGGACACAGUAGGUGCCUUUUGUUAUCCGACAGCUGUUGGACAGACCCAGUGGCCCCCUGAAAGCUUGACCACAUCCAGAAGGUAACUUCUCUGAGGCUCUGCUUUGUCAGAAUGGAGAGAUGGGCCCCUGCAAGGGGGAUUGGCAGCACAGCAGCUGUUCCGGUGGGCUGGAGCCCAUCUCUCCCUGUGGUGCCAGAAGGUGCUUAAGGCAUCUACACUAAGGACUCUGGGUGCCAACACUGCUGAUUAUUGCUCACCCUUCUCUCUUUCCCAUUACAGUCAUUUUAACAAGCUGGCAACCCCAGCAGAUUCAGAAAUAAGUAGAAAAAUUCUCAAUUCACUGAUAGUAAACUUGCAUAAACUUGCUUGUUAUUCAGCAUACCUUUGCUUUCAGCCUCUUUUAAUCCCAGCAUCUAAAACAGCAUCUGCAGAGAAAAGAGGUGAACAAGGCCUGAGGGGGUCGAGAGUUUGAUUCUCUUUCCUUUGUGCAUUAGUGAGAUGACUGGCAUACCACCAUGCUUGACAAAAGAUUAAAUUCUCUGUCUUGAGUGACUCAGGAAAAGAAACUAAAUUAUCUAGGUGACUUCUGGCCUUCUGUGGCUCUCUAAAGCACUAGCAAAAUUUUCCUGUUGUUAGGUAUUAGUUGAUUUUAUUCUGUCCAAAUAUCUGGAUCAGUUAAUUCAUCUGGGUUAAAUUGAUCAUGUACACCUUGAGCCUGCACAGACUCUGUCGUGGAGCUGCAGCCUACCACAGCAAUCUAGGUUUAGAUCCAUUUGACCUAGAGAUCUUUUUUUGUUCUUUCACUUCCUCUCCUGUGACAAAUUCGUGGAGGGAGGUUCUGAAUAUCCAUGCAGUAGCUCCUCUAAGGACACUCAGGUCCACAAAGCACACAUCCACCUGUAUACAGGAGUCUGUGAGAUCAAACCCAAGGAAUAUUCUGUGGAGGACUUUAUUUUGUAACAAGUCUAUCUCAAACAGUUAAUAACCUCUUGCAGCAUGCUUUGAAGCAGUAGGCUUCUUACACACGAGUCUUUUAGUUAAACGUAUCUUAGUUUAACUUCAUCUCAGUUAAUCCUUCAUCUUGUGCUACUUGAGCAGCAGAUCUCUUUAAUCUCUAGGUCUGCUAGCCAACAACAGUGACAAGGGGGCAAGUAGUUAUUUUAGAAGGCUCAACUCUCUCUUUAUUUUGAAUUCUGUCAUUCUAGGAUCUAGGAUCAUCCUUCUCUGAGUUUCUGGACAGAAAAAUUUCAAAUGUUGCUAAUCUCUCAGGCUAGUCUGGGGAAAUCCUUAAGGCUUUUCACCCACAGCAUACAAGUGGGCAGAUUUAUAUUUAUUAACCUUUGUUCCAGAUUUUCAUGAAGUAUUUAAUUGGCUCAAAAUUAUCAUUAUGAUCAAGUAGAGCAGAAAUGCUCUGCAGCAUGCCACUAAACAAAGGGAAAAUUGCAGCUAUUUCAUGGUCUCCUUUCAUAAGGGCACAUUUCAGAACACCAUCCUAUUCUGGGAACACGGCUCACCAGGAGACUGACCCGGGGUUACUGGGUUACAGCUACAGGGGUAGCAGCCUGUCAGUGAGCUCUCGGUGUCGAGCAGAUUCCAGCAGUGCAGCAAGAGCUUAACACGAGGGUAGUACAUCAGCUUGAGUUUGCCACUGACCAAGGCGUCAGUGUAGUACUGUGAUGUGCGGUGAUUGAGCUCACGUCACUCUGAGCAUGAGCAAUAACUGCCCUUGGGUAGCAGGUGUUGGCAGAUGCUGGUUUAAGGAUGAAAACAGUCUGAUUGUGAAAGACAAGGAAUGGCAUCCUCGUGUUGCUGUCAAAGGAACAUUCAAGUCUGUCUUUUGCUAAAUCUUGAUGCACCUUCAGCAGUACAUCAGUGUGUGUUGCCACACCUGGUACUUCUGUGUCUUGUCUUUGUUUCAUCCCUCUUUUCUCCAGUGUGGGAUAAAACUCGCAGUGCAUGAUGGAAGUAUUUAAUGAUCCCAUCAUGGUUUCAAGGCAAGAGCCCAUCAGGAUGAAUCAUGCAAAUGGUUAUGACAGGAUAACCUGUUGCUGGGUUUAAAUUCCUCACUAUUCACUUUAGUCCCUGACAAGAGGAGAUUCUUCACAGCAAGUCUGUCGGCCAACAACAUGCUAGGCUUCUCCGCUCUUGGCUUGGCUGUGAGAUGUUUCCCUAAAAACACUUCCUCCUUGGUGGUUUUAUUGUCAGUGUUUAAAAUACAAACCCAUUCUUGAAUUCUUAUGACACUGAAGUAUAACAGCGGACAUUUCUGCAUUUUUAUAUGUACUGUUUGUGUAGUGGCUUCAUAUGUAUUCUUUAUCUUAAUAUUCUUGAUAUUCUUUUGAGUACCUAAUUAAAAUUAUUUUAAAUAUUCUUAUUUUUUAAUGUCACCAGAGUAAAGUGUGUGGGAAGUUACAUAAUGUCAUCUAAAAAACAGCCAUACAAGCCAAAAUAAUUUUAAGGGUAUUUGAAUGAUUUCUGGAGGAGUAUUUUCAUUAGUCAUUUGGACACUUGCAUCUUAGUUUUACCUUUCUAAGAUAGGCCUAAGAGGCAACCUCUGCUUCUGAUUUAGUUCAAGAUCUACAAGGGACAAAACAGGUGAAUGGAGAGGUCCUACAGAGGGCCGCUCCUCAGGGAUGGCAAAUGUGUGGCUUUUCCUUUCAGAGACUGGUCCAUGUGUCAAAAUGUAAUUUCAUAAAGUUACCAUGAUAGCUUUUGCCCAGAGGUUUCAUUGUCUCUUAAAAUGUAUAUUGUUUGCAUUCAUUUCAGCUCCAUUCUUUCUAAUGCAAUUGUCAAAGCAGAGCUUAUUCCCCCUUGGAGCUGGUAAAAUUGUGCUCCUCCACAUGCACCAAACUCUCUGAAGCUGCUAGUGUAGGCUCUGCUGCUGCUGUUUCAAAAAGGUUCCUCAAAUUCUCUCAGUGCUGAACUUAUUUAUGUUUUCAGAUGUGAACUUGAUAUUGUCUGAGUAGAAUGUGUGCAGCAUAAUAUAGAAAUGUCUCUGCGCAGGGUUUAGGAGGAGGCAGGAGCCCCUCAGCCAUGUGUCUGUGCUUUUAUUACAGAGAACCAAGAUGAAGUUGUACUGUUUAGUCACCUGUUACAGCUGGUUUAAUUUGUACUUUGUUUUCAUGUUUUAAGUGCCUGAUGUUUUUUUUGUCAAGGAGGCAAUGGUUUCACUGUUAUAAGGCAUACUUAGAAUUCUGUACUUGUUACCUGUUCUGUAAUAGAAUAUUUUUGCAAUUUAUGUUUGGAAAUAAAGACUUAUUAGGCAUAA